Molecule: messenger RNA, 839 nt
Organism: Lucilia cuprina (Australian sheep blowfly)
Lineage: Eukaryota; Metazoa; Arthropoda; Insecta; Diptera; Calliphoridae
Exons: 2
Coding region: 95-673 (192 amino acids)
Biological process (GO): cilium organization
Source: RefSeq, a predicted model, not a curated record
CCAUCCCUGGUUUGUAAUCAAUGACGAUAUAAACAAUUUGAGAAAUUACUGCAGAAAAAUACCUAAAUUAAAAAUUUCUCAAAUCCAUUAAAACAUGACGGAUCCCUGGUCGGUCCAAGGUACAAAAGAAGUUAUACGACAAGAUAAUUCCACAGACAAGUCCAAAGAAAGUACUCCAACUGAAAGUCCUGAUCCAAGAAACGAUUCCCAAACUUUGGGGUUUGAGGAUAGUUUCAUACAAGAAAAAGAUACAAAUUCAAACACAUUCGAAGCUCCUAGUGCUGAAGAUUCUUCCAAAGAAGUCGUUGGAUCUCAACACCAACCUCUCCCUGAUUCGGAAACAUACUUGCAGAGUUUAGAACGUAAACUUGAAAAACUAAAAAAAGGUUCAAAGCUUGUUGACGCUUUAGCGGAAAAGCGGGAGGAUUGUCUGCGCUCUAUGCUGCAGAAUAAUUCCAGCCAGGGAUUAAAUAAUGAUAUAUUGCUAGAGUUAGAAGCUAGCAUUACCAAUACUGAUUCAGCUGUACAAAACUUGUAUCGUCAAUUACAACCCGUACAACCGGUAACUGUUGGAGAAACUGUACAUAUUGUUAAAUACGAUCAAUUGGACGAGCAACGUUUGGUGCAAGAAGCAGCCGAAGAACUGGAUGAAAAUUUGCCAGCUAGUCGUUAAUUUUAUUAUUAGAUAUCCCGUUGGUCAAAAAGAUAACAAUGAAUUCCCCUUUUGGUGAAGUUUUUAUGUUUCUUACUAAUUUAGCCUGGAAGAGUCGCUUAACCAUACCAGUUUUGGUAACAACUGCAUUUUUAAUUAUGGAUAUACGUUUACAGAUUGAGAUAAA